Mycotypha africana is the source of this 294-nucleotide messenger RNA. RefSeq lists its product as uncharacterized. Gene Ontology annotation, molecular function: DNA helicase activity. Gene Ontology annotation, biological process: DNA repair; telomere maintenance. The annotation marks the transcript as partial. The record is from RefSeq and is a predicted model, not a curated record. The transcript has a single exon. NCBI's taxonomy places the organism in Eukaryota, Fungi, Mucoromycota, Mucoromycetes, Mucorales, Mycotyphaceae.
CCCUGCGAUACCGGGAAGACUUUCGGAGGUCACACAUUAUAUCAUUACUUCCGUUCGAAGGGUAAAUUUGUGCUCUGUGCUGCUUCGUCGGAAAUUGCUACUCUGUUACUGCCUGGUGGAAAGACUUUGCAUUUCAGAUACCUAUCAAUAAAACACCCUAUUCCACAUAGUACAUACCAAAGAAAGGGAGUAUUGCUGAACUUCUCCGUCAAAGUGGCCUCAUCAUAUGAGAUGAGGUCCCAAUGCAAUAUAAGCAUUGUUUUGAAGCAGUGGUUAGCACUCUACAAGACGUGA